Molecule: messenger RNA, 1053 nt
Organism: Gossypium raimondii (Peruvian cotton)
Lineage: Eukaryota; Viridiplantae; Streptophyta; Magnoliopsida; Malvales; Malvaceae
Exons: 3
Coding region: 55-672 (205 amino acids)
Source: RefSeq, a predicted model, not a curated record
AAUUUCAAUCUUUAUCCUUUAAUAAUUCAAAUUUACUGCUUACACAGAAUAACAAUGGCAUCUCAAAUUUCAGAGUCCGAUCUCCUUCACAAACUCGACAUUUUCAAGAUCCAAGGCAAAGAUAAACGCGGCCACAAGAUUCUUCGCAUUACCGGAAAGUCCUUCCCCGCUCGGUUUUUGAGCGUUGAUGUUUUGAAAGAGUAUUUAGAUGAGUAUAUAUUUCCAAGGCUUUCAAAGAAGCCGUUUUCGGUGUUGUACAUGCAUACCGGAGUUCAAAGGACCGACAACUUUCCGGGAAUCUCAGCCCUCCGAUCAAUCUAUGAUGCUAUUCCGGUCACCGUCAAAGAUAAUCUCCAAUCCGUUUAUUUUCUGCACCCUGGCCUCCAGUCUCGGCUCUUCCUUGCCACUUUCGGCCGCCUUUUCUUUGGCGACGGGUUGUACGGGAAAUUGAGAUACCUUAGCAGGGUGGAUUACCUGUGGGAGCACAUAAGGAGAAACGAGAUUGAGGUCCCUGAUUUCGUGUAUGAUCACGAUGAAGAUAUGGAGUACCGUCCGAUGAUGAUGGAGUACGGUUGGGAUAGUGAUGAUCCUCACCCUAGGGUGUACGCCGCACCGGCAGUCGCCGUUGAUUCACCUUCUGCUUCUAUCUACUCCAUGAGAUGCAUCUCAUAGAGACAAAUUGUAAUUAAUUAUAAAUUAGCAGGCAUAUGAUAUGAUAAGCUCCUUUUUUUGCAACUUUAGUUCAUUAUUAUUAGAUUAUUACAUCAAACAUAAGAAUUUCGAUACGAUUCCGGCUAAACAACGCCGAUACCAAAGAUAGGGUUGAAGGAAGCAUCGCGGUUCUAUUUAAUGGCAUUUGCUAUUGAGAAGAUCUCACCAUCGAAGCUCGAAGACGAACCUUCAAACAUGAGAUUGUUACCAACCUUCCAUUGAUGCCAUUGCCAACAGAGAGAUAUGUAAAUAGUAAAACAUUUCAUAUCGUAUACUUUUUUUGUAAGAGACACAAAUAGAGUUGAGCAAAAUUCAAUUCGAAAAAUGAGUUAAUUUGAAUAA